GAAGCAGCACAGUGGCAGCACCAGACACAGAACGCCCCCCCUUGCACCCGAUCCUUGGAUCUCUCUCCUCCUCCACUUUUUUUCUGUUCUGUCCAUUGUAUUCAUCAGGAAAAGAGAAUCCUCGAGUUGUUUUUGUUUUUGUUUCUGUUUCUGUUUGGUCUUUCAGUCCAACGGCUGUACUAACUACCUUACGUACCUAACUAACCCUGGCUCUAGUUAGUGUAGGUAUUCCCCAGCUUUUCCUCUCUAUCGGUGACUCAACCAGUCAACUUAUCUCUUCCCUCUUCCUACCUCAGACUAUUCGUAAACUGACCAUAUACAAUUUGUCUGCCUUUUUCUACGGAUCCCUUCCGGUUCCCUCAGACCCUUGUCCCCGUUUCUUGGUCUGUGCUCACGGGCCUUUACCAAUCCCCAGGUCUUCUUCCUGCUUGAAGUCUUAGAUCCUCCUCCACUCUACCCACGGAUACUUCACGAAUACAUAUCUCGUCCUUCAUCCAUAAUUGCUUUGUUUGUGCUUUGACGGCUGCUACUGCCACUUGGGUUUCUUUUGGUCCUCGUACGGACCGUCUUUAGACAAAGAAUCCAACCUCGCUCUCGCGAAUAAACCCGAACCUAACUAAUCCGGUUUCUGCGCCUCAAACUCUCAUCCACCAAAUCUUGGACCAUUCUCCGUCAUCGCGACAGCAACAACGAAUCAUACCCGGGCCCGAACUUUUGUCGCCCGCGCCGCUCGUUUCCGUCUCAUUCCCCGAUCUCAAGCCAUGUCGUUAGCCAUUAUCGCAUCCAUUCAAUCAUCAUAGUUGUCAUUCUCCUGUUCUCUCUAGACACCCAUGGCCAAAAAGCGAAGGACCAAGCAACGCAAAAGUACACGGGGACGUCACAACCAGUCUCAGACGAGCACAAUGUCCUCGGAAGACUCGUACGCUGUACAGAGCGGCCGACAAUCUAGCGACGGUACACCGAGUGAGCAUGCCAAUAGCGACGGAAAUAACACAGCCAUGACCAGUAUCAUGGGUACCGAUGAGGAGCAUCACCACGAUGAUUCCGACCUCGACGAAGAUGUUGACGAAGACGACAUGAUAUCCAUAUAUCCCGCUUCUCAAUACCCCAGGGUCUCUGCUUCGCACCGCGUAGAGACUCCAUUCUCUCCAGAUUCCCAUGCGAUAGACUCAGACAUGGCUGCAUCGACACGAUCGUUGUGGGCGCAAGACCUUGACUACCGAGAAAUCCACGGCCGCCGCUAUUGUCGCGAAUAUUAUAUGCCAAACGAUGACAUCGAACAAUGGAGAAUGUCUCUUCAACACCAAGUAUUUAUGCACGUCCUGGACGGUGAACUUACUCUUGUCCCUCUGCAAAACCCCGAGCAUAUUCUCGAUAUUGGCACAGGAACAGGUGAAUGGGCAAUCAAGAUGGCCGAGUUGCAGCCCCAGUGUGAAGUCGUCGGAACCGAUAUCGCUGCGAUAGCCGAGACUAAAAGCGUGCCCAUGAACGUCUUCUUCGAAAUUGAAGACGCCGAGGAUUGGGAUCGCCACCCCGAUAUGUACGACCUGAUCCACUUCCGGCUUAUGGAGGGCGCAUUCCGGAACUGGAGCUUCGUCUACGACAAUACGUUCUUUUCUCUCAAGCCUGGUGGCUGGAUCGAGGUUCAAGAUUUUGUGAGCGCAGAGGGCUUCGCACAAUUCCUAUCACAGUUCCCCGACAACUCUGCCAUGCACGAACUCCUUCGAGACCUCUUGAUCGCUUCGGAAAAGUCGGGGCGUCCACGAGGGAUACAUCAUCUCGAGCCACGGCUGCUCAUGGAGGCAGGCUUUGUUGACGUACGGGUUACGGAAUACUCUAUUCCUAUUACCGUUGCCGAGGCAUCUGCGGGCAAGAUCUGGCUUAUUUCGUGUCUAGACAGCUUCGAGGCAUAUUGCUUGCGCUUGUUAACGGAGUACUUGGACUGGGACCCCGAGAAGUGCAAACAGGCUUGUGAAGCUGCUGCCCGAGACUUGGCAAACGCAGCCAAGGACCCCGAGAAGUCGAAGGGUCUUCAGGUCAAGAUGCGCAUUAUCAUUGGCAGAAAGCCCCUCGAUGCGGCGCCCACAGAUCUGGCAGAAUUCUUGGGGAGGAGUUACUCGCCAGUAACAGAACUGAACGGCAACAGUCCUGAUCCUACGCUCCGUCCAGAUGACCAAACAACUGCAGGUCUGAGCUGAGGCGGUGGUGCCAGCUCGGUUCUGGCGAGGGCACGAAGAAGCUUAAUUCUUGGGCGGCUCAGCGGCUCAGCGGCUUUGCUUUGUGUGCGAUGGGGUUUGGCGCAUACUUUUGUUUUGGGCCGGCGUUGUAAACGGAUGACGACUCAUUUUUUUGGUUCUUCUAAACAUUUAUCUGUACAUUCUUCAGCAUUCGAUCUAGGGGGUUGGUUAUCCUUUGAAGCUAUUUAUGGACGGCGCUCUGGUGUACACAAGACUUGUUUGUCUGAUAGCUACUAACUCAGAGCUAUAGACAUGACGAGUAAUGUAAAAGGCACUUGGAUUGGUUAGACAGACAUAGGGAGAAUAUGUGUAUCAGUGCACUGACAAUAGAAUCUUUGUAGAGUCAAAACUUAUGCUGCCUCUGAUUCAUUGAGCAUUCCAUUAAACCAG
Molecule: messenger RNA, 2627 nt
Organism: Fusarium verticillioides 7600
Lineage: Eukaryota; Fungi; Ascomycota; Sordariomycetes; Hypocreales; Nectriaceae
Exons: 2
Coding region: 831-2198 (455 amino acids)
Molecular function (GO): methyltransferase activity
Source: RefSeq, a predicted model, not a curated record